CGCUCCCUCUACUUCGCAAGUUUAGGAGAAGAAGAGACCAGAAGCUCUAAACUACCAUAUAAAGUACCUCCAAUUGUUACCCUCUCAGAUCAGCUUAGUUAUUCUCUUGCGUGCUCUGCUUUCUAAAAGGCAUUCGUUCUCUUGCGUUCUGCUUUCCUGUGUGGUGUAAGGAGUGAUGGCGGAUGUUCAGAUGGCUGAUGCCGAGACCUUUGCCUUCCAGGCUGAGAUCAACCAGCUUUUGAGUCUGAUCAUCAAUACAUUCUACAGUAACAAGGAGAUUUUUCUUCGCGAGCUAAUCAGCAAUGCCUCUGAUGCAUUGGACAAAAUUCGGUUCGAGAGCCUUACAGAUAAGAGCAAGCUCGAUGCCCAACCAGAGCUAUUCAUCAGGAUCGUCCCUGACAAGACUAACAAGACCCUUUCUAUUAUUGACAGUGGUAUUGGCAUGACCAAAGCAGAUUUGGUGAAUAAUUUGGGAACCAUUGCGAGAUCUGGUACCAAGGAAUUCAUGGAGGCAUUGCAGGCAGGAGCUGAUGUGAGCAUGAUUGGUCAAUUCGGUGUUGGUUUUUACUCUGCCUACCUUGUUGCUGAGAAGGUGGUUGUGACCUCCAAACACAAUGACGAUGAACAAUACAUCUGGGAAUCCCAAGCUGGUGGUUCCUUCACUAUUACAAGGGAUGUUAAUGGUGAGCAGCUUGGCAGGGGAACAAAAAUGACUCUUUUCCUCAAGGAAGACCAGCUGGAGUACUUGGAGGAGAGGAGGAUCAAGGACCUUGUGAAGAAGCAUUCUGAAUUCAUUAGCUACCCAAUCUAUCUCUGGACUGAGAAAACAACUGAGAAGGAAAUCAGUGAUGACGACCAUGAUGAACCCAAGGAGAAGAAGGAAGAGGAAGGGGAUGUUGAGGAGGUCGAUGAGGAGAAGGAAACUAAAUCCACGAAGAAGAAGAUCAAGGAGGUGUCUCAUGAGUGGGAGCUCAUCAACAAGCAGAAGCCCAUCUGGCUACGCAAACCUGAGGAGAUUACCAAGGAGGAAUAUGCCUCUUUCUACAAGAGCUUGACCAAUGACUGGGAAGAGCACCUUGCCGUUAAGCACUUCUCUGUGGAAGGUCAGCUUGAAUUCAAGGCAAUACUCUUUGUUCCAAAGAGGGCUCCAUUUGAUCUGUUUGACACCCGCAAGAAGAUGAACAACAUCAAGCUCUAUGUCAGAAGAGUCUUCAUUAUGGAUAACUGCGAAGAGCUGAUUCCUGAGUACCUGGGAUUUGUCAAGGGUGUUGUUGAUUCUGAAGAUUUGCCACUGAACAUCUCUCGUGAGACAUUGCAACAGAACAAGAUCCUGAAGGUAAUCACGAAGAACCUUGUCAAGAAAUGCAUUGAAAUGUUCAAUGAAAUUGCUGAGAACAAGGAUGACUACAACAAGUUUUAUGAGGCUUUCUCUAAGAAUUUGAAGUUGGGAAUUCAUGAAGACAGCCAGAACAGAGCGAAAUUGGCUGACCUUCUGCGGUACUAUUCCACUAAAAGUGGUGAGGAAUUGACACGCUUGAAGGACUAUGUAACCAGGAUGAAGCAGGGCCAGAAAGACAUCUACUAUAUUACUGGUGAAAGCAGAAAGGCUGUGGAAAACUCUCCCUUCCUGGAGAGACUCAAGAAGAAGGGCCACGAAGUACUUUUCAUGGUUGAUGCCAUUGAUGAGUACGCUGUUGGACAGUUAAAGGAGUAUGAUGGAAAGAAGUUAGUGUCUGCCACAAAGGAGGGAUUGAAGCUUGAUGAUGAGACUGAAGAAGAGAAGAAGAAAAGGGAAGAGAAAAGGCAGUCCUUUGAGAACCUCUGCAAGGUCAUCAAGGAUAUUCUGGGAGACAAGGUGGAGAAGGUUGUUAUCUCCGACAGGAUUGUUGACUCUCCUUGCUGUUUGGUGACCGGCGAGUAUGGCUGGACAGCAAACAUGGAAAGGAUAAUGAAGGCUCAGGCACUGAGAGACAGUAGCAUGAGCUCUUACAUGUCCAGCAAGAAGACUAUGGAAAUUAACCCUGACAAUGGCAUUAUGGAAGAAUUGAGGAAGAGAGCCGAGGCCGACAAGAACGAUAAGUCUGUGAAAGAUCUUGUGAUGCUGCUCUUUGAGACUGCCCUUUUGACCUCUGGGUUCAGCCUUGAUGAUCCAAACACAUUUGCUGCUAGGAUUCACAGGAUGCUUAAACUGGGUCUAAGCAUUGACGAGGAUGAGAAUGCUGGUGAAGAUGUUGAAAUGCCUGCUCCGGAGGAUGAUGAUGCUGAGGAGAGCAAGAUGGAGGAGGUUGAUUAAAUUUGAUGCUUUACAUGUAGGAGUUCAGUGUCCGAGUUGUGGAUAGUUGGUAGUCUUUUUAAGAAUAUCCCUGGGAGUCUUCUGUCUGUCGAGUCUCGUUUUUUUUUUUUUUUUGGUUCUUGUGGGCUCUGUGGUCUGCAACUUUUAAAAAGCCUAUUAGAAUAACACAACUAUUUACUCAAAA
Tripterygium wilfordii is the source of this 2477-nucleotide messenger RNA. RefSeq names its product heat shock protein 83-like. The record is from RefSeq and is a predicted model, not a curated record. Gene Ontology annotation, biological process: protein stabilization; cellular response to heat; protein folding. Bases 176 to 2293 code for a protein of 705 amino acids. NCBI's taxonomy places the organism in Eukaryota, Viridiplantae, Streptophyta, Magnoliopsida, Celastrales, Celastraceae. The transcript has 4 exons. Gene Ontology annotation, molecular function: ATP-dependent protein folding chaperone; ATP binding; ATP hydrolysis activity. Gene Ontology annotation, cellular component: protein-containing complex; perinuclear region of cytoplasm; plasma membrane.